This is a messenger RNA of Oncorhynchus tshawytscha (Chinook salmon), 1516 nucleotides long. Its product is annotated as ras-related protein Rab-28. Gene Ontology annotation, molecular function: GTPase activity; GTP binding. The transcript is spliced from 7 exons. The coding region runs from base 159 to 824 and encodes 221 amino acids. NCBI's taxonomy places the organism in Eukaryota, Metazoa, Chordata, Actinopteri, Salmoniformes, Salmonidae. The record is from RefSeq and is a predicted model, not a curated record. Gene Ontology annotation, cellular component: Golgi apparatus; endosome.
AUGCCUGGCAACAGUAGUAUCUGGUGAAAUGGCGUCUGGUUACCUAGUGCUCGGUUUAUUUUAGCUAUUUGAUUAGCAAGCUAUAUUCAAUAACCUUUGACUGUGAAUAGAAGUUCAUUUUCAAUAGAAUAAAUAACGUCAUUGUUAUAUAUUUCAAAAUGUCUGACUCAGAAGAGGACAGUCAAGAUAAGCAACUUAAAAUUGUAGUCAUCGGGGACGGCGCAUCAGGGAAGACGUCCCUCGCCACCAGGUUUGCACAGGAGGCCUUUGGGAAACAAUACAAACAAACCAUUGGCCUUGAUUUCUUUCUGAAGAGAAUAACUCUGCCAGGCAACUUGAAUGUUACUUUGCAAGUGUGGGAUAUUGGAGGUCAAUCGAUUGGAGGGAAAAUGCUGGAUAAAUAUGUCUACGGGGCUCAGGGUGUUCUUCUAGUGUACGACAUUACAAACUACCAGAGCUUUGAGAAUCUGGAGGACUGGUACGGCAUGGUCAAGAAGGCCAAUGAAGAGUCAGACGUCCAGCCUGUGGUCUCACUGGUGGGAAACAAAAUUGACCUGGAGCACAUGAGGACAGUGAAGGCUGACAAACACCAGCGCUUCUGCCAAGACAACAGCCUCAUCAGUCAGUUCGUAUCAGCCAAGACCGGAGACUCAGUGUUCCUGGCAUUCCAGAGAGUGGCUGCAGAGAUUCUGGGGGUGAAGCUCAACAAAGCAGAGAUUGAGCAGUCCCAGCGUGUGGUGAAGGCCGACAUCGUGAACUACAGUCAAGAACCUGUGGCUAGGACAGUCAACCCCCCGCGCAGCUCCAUGUGUGCGGUACAGUGACCCCCUCUCUCCCCCACCUCCCCUCUUGCCCCUCCACAAACUGACGAUAGCAGUGAGGGCUUCUGACCAGCAGGCUGCCCCUAACACACUGGCCCAUAGCCAAAGCAGGGGAAUUGAGCCAGCUUGGUUUAUUCUGCUGCACACGCACACACACACACACACACACACACACACACACACACACACACACCUUCUCUCUCAACGCACAAGUCUUGAGAAAGGCUUUAUAUCAGUAUUUCCUUGAGGGUUUUCAGGGUCAUCGGAUAUGUUAAGAUUUGAAUGUGAGGAUCUCUCUGUAUGUACAGUUUGUAUUUAUAAAGGGACCCCACAGUAUAUUCCUGGCUUCAAUACAUUUCAUAUAUUUUCAUGAAUGAUUUCUUGAGUAGUAAUUAGCUUUGGUUGCAGCAUACGUCUGUUUAAACAUGAAGUUAUGCUGAAAGCAAAUGGGCCCUCCACUUUUUCAGCAAUAUAUUUUGAGCAACUGUUAUUCUUUUGUCAUUUUUUUCCCUUCUACUGUCUUCAUUAUUCAAUUAAUCUUCAAAGGACCAUUUUUGAUUGUUUGUAUGUAUGUAUGUAUGUAUGUAUGUAUGUAUGUAUGUAUGUAUUCAACAAAAAUUUAAAUGCAACAUGUAAAGUGUUGGUCCCAUGUUUCAUGAGCUGAAAUUAAAGAUCCUAGAAAUUGUCCAUACGCA